GCCCUGCAGACUCCCGCGGCCCGCAGUCCCGGGCGUGGGUCUCCCCGGAGGCCGCAGGGGCAGUUCUCGGCCAGCCCCGCGGGCAACCAGCAGGGAAACGGAGGCUCCCGCCGAGCGCAGAGGAAGGGCGGCCCUCUCCCAUUCGGAGCUGGAGGCCGGCCAGGGAUGUCCAGCGUCCUUGCCCGGGGAGUUCCCCGGGCUCCGGCCCAAAGUCCAGUGUCCUCGGUUCUGAGCACUUGUUUACGUAGAGAUGCUCUGUGUUAGCUUCUGAUUGAUUCCCAGAGGUCUCGACACCCCCACCCAGUGUGUGGCCUGCCUUCCUGGAUCAGGUGAACCCGCUGAGAGACAGAAGAGCUUCUUCCUCAUCAAAGGCUGUGGAGCAUUUAAAAAACGAUUGCAACCUUCUGAUCUUUAGAGAUGUAUAUAGCCUCGAGUUGGAUUGGGCUUUGCGAUCUAUUUUGAAAGCCAUUUCAACAAUGGGACUCCUGGAGAAAUGACAGUCCCUUGCUGCUGCCUUUAAUUGGAGAGGAGCUCAGAGACCCGAGAUGAUAAUUAUGACGCCUUGCAUGCCGAGCUCGUCAAAAGCCUGCCAUUGUCCUUGCUGUUACCCUGAACAGCUGUGACAAACCAAACCCUGCAGACCCCGGAGCGUGCCCUGGGUCUCUCAGCCAGGCCUUACCUGGGAACUCUGAGUGAUGGUGACAUGUAGGCCGCAGGAAGACACACAGUAAACCCAGGAGUCUGUGAUGAGCUCAGAAGAGGCCUCCUUCGAAACCGCCUGUUGGAGUCGGCAGAGCCACAGGGGGGAAGGAUCCCGGUCCCUGAAUGAUCCUGUGGAGGACAGACACCGCUGAUCAGGAACAACCACUCCAGGAAUCUCACCUCCCCACCUGGGUUGUGAGGUCUUCUGGGGCAAGGAUGGCGCCUGCUCUUCCUUGGGCCCACUCUCCCAGCCCGGUCAGCCGGAGGACCGGACACCUAAGAGCUGCUUGCCUCUCCUUGAACUCUGAAAGCAGUUGGCGAUCAGAAAGUGUGGUAAAAUGGAAGACAAAUACAUAGGUCUCGGGGUGUGCUGGACUCAGUGCCAGUUCUGCCACCACUUGCUAGCCGUGUGACUAUUGGUCACUUUACAACUAUUUGCCAAGGUUCACGGGAUCCUAAUGGCUAAGUCCUCUCUUGCCUAUAAACCCUCUGCCACUAGACCCAGCAAGAGCCGUCCCUGUGAGCUGCGCCACUGUAAAUCAGUACCUCCACCCUCACCUCAGAUGUGCCGUUACCAUCAGGAACUUGACCAUGAAGUCCGCUGUCAUUCACAAUUUUUUCUCCUAGCCUUUCCUUUGGUCCAGUCUGGGAGUUCCUGGAGACACCUUCUUGCAUGUGUCCCUCAGUUUCUCAGCGUUAGCUUUCAGAGAGUGCAUUCACCCUUCCAAAAUGCAGGCACUGGGAAAAGUGCUAAUGUGCACCGUGUACUCGAAGCCAGGCCCUGUGCACAUACAGAGUGUGUGUGUGUGUGUGUGUGUGUGUGUCCUCAGGAACCCUCCAACUAUCCUAUUCUGCAGAAGAGGAAAAAGAGACCCAGAGAUGAGUUCACUUUCACUUGCCCACAUGAAGCAGCAGAGCAUAGAGGCCAGGUAUUUAACUGUUUUGUUGCAUGCUCACAGCCCGGGACAUCUGUUUCACCACACAGAGCUUGAGCUUAGGAAAAUCUUACCCAUUGACCACAGAAAGUGAGAGCAGGUCUAGUUAGGAGGUGAUAUCUAGCCCCUCAAUCCUGCCAGACAAGUCUCCUCAGAUUUUGUGAAUGAAGGCCAAGGAAGAGAAAUGUUGCAGUGACUCCCUUUGAGCUCAUAUUUCUUUCCUGUUGCAAAAAGUGCUUAUUUCAGCAUUCAUCAUCUCCCUCUUUGUAGUGUAGACAGUCCGCCCUGUCGGAGGAUUUGUGCUGUUAUUAUGAGUUUGUUUAUUAUUAGAUUUAUUUCUCCUAUAAGCAAAUGUGUUCACAACAUUCCAUCGGGGAAUCUUCUUAAUUGUCACAUAAAUGUCAUCUUAUGUAAAUUGAAUAUUUAUCUUUACACGGAAGGGGUGGAGGGGAAAAGAAAGACUAAACAACCCUCAGUCUUGGAGAGGGUAGGCGGUUCCUGUCCCAGUUCACAGCUCACCCACGUGCCUUCCAAGCCAAAGGUGAGUUGAAGAAAUUACUGGAUCAGUUUUGAGGGGCAGUGAAAAGGGAAGGGGAAGAAAAAGUUGGCAGUGAUACUUUGAGGACGUAGGGCAAGGAUCCCAGGUCUUCCCCCCCACCACCCAGACCAGAACACCCCCUCCCUAGCUGGGAGCUUCUGAGGAGGCUGCAGCUUAGCCCCCACUUCUCCCCAUCCAGAAAGCCAGCCCUGCUCCUUCCUCGAGAGAAGAUGGAAGAGAAGAGGCGAAAAUACUCCAUCAGCAGCGAUAACUCUGAUACCACCGACAGUCACGCUACGUCUGCAUCAAGAUGCUCCAAGUUGCCCAGCAGCACCAAAUCCGGCUGGCCCCGGCAGAACGAAAAGAAACCAUCAGAGGUUUUCCGGACAGACCUGAUCACAGCCAUGAAGAUCCCAGACUCCUACCAGCUCAGCCCGGAUGACUACUACAUCCUGGCAGACCCGUGGCGACAGGAAUGGGAGAAAGGCGUGCAGGUGCCCGCUGGGGCAGAGGCCAUUCCGGAGCCUGUGGUCAGGAUUCUGCCACCCUUGGAAGGCCCCCCUUCCCAGGUGUCCCCUAGCAGCUCUGAACUUGGUGAGGGCUCGCAGCCUGACUGGCCAGGGGGCAGCCGCUAUGACCUGGACGAGAUCGACGCCUACUGGCUGGAACUCAUCAACUCGGAGCUCAAGGAGAUGGAGAGGCCAGAGCUGGACGAGCUGACGCUCGAGCGCGUGCUGGAGGAGCUGGAGACGACGUGCCACCAGAACAUGGCACGGGCCAUCGAGACGCAGGAGGGGCUGGGCAUCGAGUAUGACGAGGAUGUCGUCUGUGACGUGUGCCGCUCUCCCGAGGGCGAAGAUGGCAACGAGAUGGUCUUCUGCGACAAGUGCAACGUCUGCGUGCACCAGGCAUGCUACGGGAUCCUCAAGGUGCCCACGGGCAGCUGGCUGUGCCGGACGUGUGCCCUGGGUGUCCAGCCGAAGUGCCUGCUCUGCCCCAAGCGAGGAGGAGCCUUGAAGCCCACUAGAAGCGGGACCAAGUGGGUGCACGUCAGCUGCGCUCUCUGGAUUCCUGAGGUCAGCAUCGGAUGCCCUGAGAAGAUGGAGCCCAUCACCAAGAUCUCGCACAUCCCAGCCAGCCGCUGGGCUCUGUCCUGCAGCCUCUGCAAGGAGUGCACAGGCACCUGCAUCCAGUGUUCCAUGCCUUCCUGCGUCACGGCAUUCCACGUCACCUGCGCCUUUGACCACAGCCUGGAAAUGAGGACUAUAUUAGCGGACAACGACGAGGUCAAGUUCAAGUCUUUCUGCCAGGAGCACAGUGACGGGGGCUCACGGGGUGAAAUGCCGUCCGAGCCUGUGGAGCCCAGCCAAGCCGGCGAGGACCUGGAGAAGGUGACCCUGCGUAAGCAGCGGCUGCAGCAGCUGGAAGAAGAUUUCUACGAGCUGGUGGAGCCGGCCGAGGUGGCCGAGCGCCUGGACCUGGCCGAGGCACUGGUUGACUUCAUCUACCAGUACUGGAAGCUGAAGAGGAAAGCCAACGCCAACCAGCCGCUGCUGACACCCAAGACGGACGAGGUGGACAACCUGGCCCAGCAGGAGCAGGACGUCCUGUACCGCCGCCUGAAGCUCUUCACACACCUGCGGCAGGACCUGGAGAGAGUUAGAAAUCUGUGCUACAUGGUGACAAGGCGCGAGAGAACGAAACACGCCAUCUGCAAGCUCCAGGAGCAGAUAUUCCACCUGCAGAUGAAACUUAUCGAACAGGAUCUGUGUCGAGAGCGGUCUGGGAGGAGAGCAAAGGGCAAGAAGAGCGACUCGAAAAGGAAGGCCCGCGAGGGCCCGAAGGGCAGCCCCGAGAAGAAAGAGAGAGCGAAGGCAGGGCCCGACUCAGUCCUGGGGCAGCUUGGCCUGUCCACCUCAUUCCCCAUCGACGGCACCUUCUUCAACAGCUGGCUGGCACAGUCCGUGCAGAUCACAGCCGAGAACAUGGCCAUGAGCGAGUGGUCACUGAACAAUGGGCACCGCGAGGACCCCGCUCCCGGGCUGCUGUCGGAAGAGCUGCUGCAGGACGAGGAGACGCUGCUGAGCUUCAUGCGGGACCCUUCACUGCGGCCCGGUGACCCCGCCAGGAAGGCCCGCGGCCGUGCCCGCCUGCCUACCAAGAAGAAACUGCCACAGGACGGGCCCGGGUCACGGACGACUCCAGACAAACCCCCCAAGAAGCCCUGGGGCCAGGACCCUGGCAGCGGCAAGGGGGGUCAGGGGCCACCUGCCAGGAAGCCACCACGGCGAACACCUUCUCACCUGCCGUCCAGCCCUACGGCUGGAGACUGUCCCAUCCCAGCAGCUCCCGAGAGACCCCCACCGCUGGCCCCCGAGACCCCGGACGAGGCCACCCCAACAGCUCCCGACGCGAACGUCCAAGUGCCUGGCCCUACGGCGAGCCCCAAACCCCCGGGCCGGCUCCGGCCACCCCGCGAGAGCAAGGGAACCCGGAGGUCCCCGGGUGCCAGGCCUGAUGCCGGGACAGGACCGCCUUCUGCUGUGGCCGAGAGGCCAAAGGUCAGCCUCCACUUUGACACGGAGACUGACGGCUACUUCUCUGAUGGGGAGCUGAGCGACUCAGACGUGGAGGCCGAGGACAGCGAGGUGCAGCGGGCUCCCCGGGAAGCAGGGGCUGAGGAGGUGGUCCGCAUGGGGGUGCUGGCCUCCUAAGUCGCCCCUACCCCUGUCCUGGGCCCUGCCCUGGUCCCCCCACGAGGCCUCAGCCCAGUCACAACUGCCAUUUCCAAUCUCUGCUGAGCGUCUCAGACCCUCGAGGCUGCCACGCUGCUGUGGUUUUAUUUUUAACGUAGGGAGAGUUUCGAAGUCCACACUAUUGUCUUUCCUCUGUGCUGGCCUAGGACGUUAGGCUUCCUUCCCCGGCUCUGGCCACCAGGACCACACCAGGUCCCGUGCCCCGUCCCCGCCGCGGCCGCGUCCCCACCCGGGCCGCGCCGCCCUGCUGGGCGGGCUCCUGGCUACGCGUAGACAAGGUGAACGAAGCGCUCAGGACUCCCGCCCGCUGCCACUGGGUGACACAGACUGUCGUUUGGGCAUUAUUUCCUGGCAGAUGGGCCAGCCCAGGGCCUGCCCCGCCUCGCCCCCACACCCCCCUGGGGUCCAUUUGGGGGGUCCUGCUGCAUUCCACCGAUCCCCAAGGAAGUUUAAUAAGUGAUACCCAGCCAGAGUCUACUCACUGUCACAAGCACAACGAGCUUAUACGAGAAAGCACUGAGGGGCGCAGAAGGCCCGCUGGUUCCAAGGGAACCGUAGCCGUUCUGAUCAACCCACAUCAUCUGAGGCCUGCCUGCCCACCCCGUCACCCUCCACUCCCUUGCUGCUCUGCCCCUGCCAGUGCCCAGCCUGGCGGCUCUGGGAAGGGCUUCUGAGCAUCCUUCCUGAGCUGUGCCGUUUUCUCAGGGGACUCCCAGACGGCCAGCCGCCACUGCCGGCGGAGGGCCGCGGGGGGCGCCAGUGCCCAGACGGGGCAGGGGGUGGUCGUGGGGCUCGGAACCCCCACUGCGGAGAAUGGCUCGGGGCCACCAACUUCCUUCCUUCCUUGGGGCCAGUCUCGGCCGCGGUCCGCUCCCUCCCAGACAGCCGACCGGACCAGGCCGUUUGCCUUUUCAAGUUUCCCAGUCCUGCUAAGAGAUGAGCUGCUUCCUCAGUUCCUUUUGGAAACUCCUCCUUCCAACAAGCAGUGGGAUCCCGGGGCCUGGCGGGUUGGUGAGGCCCUGCUCGGGCCGUUUUAAGUCUUGCUGGAUCUUCCUGGUUCCUCCUCCUCCCCCACCCCCACCCCCACCCCCACCCGAGCCUUAACCCGUUCCGGCCCGUGCCCUUCUCCCCAGCAUCCCCUCCUGCCUUCCCCGCCCCACCCUCUAGGUCCCAGGUAGUAGCGCUGAAACGUUUCAUUGGAGUGGCCCCAGGGUGAUAGCUCAGGGAACAAACAAAAAAAGGAAUUCCGUGAAAACUUGUUCUUUUUCUUUUAUGAAUUACUCCUGGGUCACUUCUGCCACUGGUAAAGCCGGGACUUCUCCAACAAGAACCUUGCAAAAGUCCAGUGAACCAGUCGAAUCAUUCUGUGGAUGCCAAAGAAUAUUCUGAUCAUAACACAGCACAGCCUGGACCUGACACCUUCACUCGGCCCCUUUUUUAACGGGCGUUCUUUAGCACCCGGGUCUGGAAACAUGUUCAUUGCACACGCCCACGGAGGUGAGCCCGGCUCUUGGACGCGGAUGCUGUUGUGCUGCUCAGCUGUCGGAUCCGGGAGCCUGGGUCUCGCUCGGGUCCUGGGCUGGGCCCACUGUGCGCUCUCCGAAACGCCGAGACUCACCUCGGGGAGGAGACCGACGGCGCGACCAGCGUGGCAGAAGUCUUUCCAUGGGGCCCCCCCAACGCAACACACAAAGCGCAAAUGAGCGGGACGGGGAGCACCUUGACCGCCCCGUCCCCCGACUCCAGACUUUCAAGGUACGACAGUGGCGUGGUCAGCGACACUCCAGUUUCAUGUGAAUUUUAUCAAAACAGGAAACAAAGAUACUGACUAAGUGGAAAGGGUUGGACAAAAUCGUGCAUUCAGAGCAGACUCGGGGUGGGCGUCGAGGACUCUGGGCGCUGGGAUGGCCUGAGCUGCCACAUAGAGGUUCGUCUGCCUGCCCGCCUUGGUAGCAGUGGCCAGUGCAUGGUCAGCAGCAGCGUCCCAACCCCCUUCUCUGUUUACUGCCUUCGAACAGACCACCUUCCCUCCCCGUGCUUUGGGUCACCUCGGGUCACAACCUUGUCUGCCGGAUGGCCCAGUUGGACCUCACAGGAAGCAAAGGGAUGAGCUUUAAAGAACAACCAAACUCUGCCAAGGGUCAUGGGUGCCAGGAAUGGCUCAAGUCCAGUAGGCUCGGCCCUUGCCCCCUAACCCCUCAUCCAUCCUGAAGCAGGGUCUGGGCUCCCUGGGGCGGAGGUGCGGAGAGAGCCAGCGUGGGAGGGUAGCGGGUCUGGCCAGGCGGCCACUGCUCUUGCGGGGCCCCCCACUCAAGGUGGCCUCUGGAGUCCAACCCUCUUCUGAGCUGGCUCUUGCUUUGGACUGAACUCUCCCUGGAGCCCAUGUCCUGCAUGGAACCCAGGUGUCUGUAAGGCUGGCUGUCGGGGGACUCCCGGGCCAGGCCUUAGAGCUGCCCCUGCCAGGCAGCUGUCCCCCUCCAGGAUGUCUGCCAGGCUGCAGAGAGGCCAGCUCCCAUGGCUGGCCUUUCAGCCGGUCGCCUCGGCUCCUUUGCUCUUUUUUCCUGCCUACCAGACACCGUGUAGGCGGCUCUGCAGCCUCAGAGGUUAGGGUGGGAAGCUGGGAAGAAGGCAGAAGGCCUUUUCCAGAGCAGAGGCUGAGAGGCAGGUCUCUCACUGCCCACAUCUACCCACACUCGCUGGCCCUCCUCAGGGAGGGGGCGCUGCCGUGGACUCCUCCCGGCUGCGGCUGCCCUUCUCCCAGCCCCCCCACCUGCCCCCCCUCCCCUCGUCCCGGUGAGAACGGAUAAUGUGCAAGGAAAGUAUUUUUAUGGGUCAUAAAAGUAUUUUAGAACAGGGAAGGAGAAGAAAGGUAGCGUGUUUAUUUUCUUACGUGAGCUCUGCCUUGGCGACAGUGUGUGAGCCUUUGCAGUGUAAAGGUCUCAGCUUCCUUGGGAAAGCCACCCAGGUUUCCAAACGUGGGUGUGUGCCAGGGCACGUCUCGCGUCGCCCUGUGCGUGCGUGUCUGUGUGUGUCGUGUACGGCACGCUGUGGGCCUUGCCGGGACGGUUCCUGGAGAAUCGAGAGCCCGGUUCUAACAGACAGUGGCAGCAGCUGGACGUGGCAUUUCCUUGCUCACUGCCAGACAGGGCCAGCCUCUGCCCAUCCUCGAAGCUCUGCAGAAUGGUCUGGAUGCCUGUAGCCAGGCCCCUGGCCCAGCUGGCCACAUUGGCCAAAGAGCCGGGGCUGGAGUCUGGAACCUAUGGUUGUUCUUUAAGGCACUUCCUUCCGCCUUGUCUCAGAGGCCUGACACCCUGUGCUCCGCAGGGGCUCGGGGGUGGCGGGGAGGGGGGGUGAUAUGAAUGUCACAGGAGGAGACACCUUCUGUCUUUGUUUCAAAGAAAGUGAUGUGCCAUUUGUUAAUAUACAAGAGAAAUACUGAAAAUAUAUUGAAAAGAGCAAUUUUAAAUUAUUUUUGGCUUAUGUUGCAAUAUUUAUUUUCUUGUAUUAGAAAAGAUUCCUUUGUAGAGAAAAAUGUAUUUUUCAUUAACGCAAAGACCUAUUUCUCCUUUUUGUACAUUGUCCAUGUUCGCUGCCCUAAUGAGCAAUAGAAUGUAUGGCCGCCUUGGGGCAGCCGGUACCACGUGCCCUGCAUGAUUCUGUGUUGCCGCUGCUGCGUAGCUCCCAGUCCCAUCCUGUCCUGCUCACUCAUGGGGGUUUCCAGAGCCCAGCCCCUGCCAGGGCCUGUGUCUUCAGGACCCCUCUGCACUCCUCGUGUGUUGGCAAACGCAGUUAAUAAAGCAAUGUUUUCUGUG
Messenger RNA from Sus scrofa (pig), 8743 nucleotides. It is a transcript of the gene JADE2, whose product is annotated as jade family PHD finger 2. Gene Ontology annotation, cellular component: histone acetyltransferase complex. Lineage: Eukaryota; Metazoa; Chordata; Mammalia; Artiodactyla; Suidae. Gene Ontology annotation, biological process: regulation of transcription by RNA polymerase II. The record is from RefSeq and is a predicted model, not a curated record.